Messenger RNA from Pneumocystis murina B123, 1858 nucleotides. RefSeq lists its product as hypothetical. The record is from RefSeq and is a predicted model, not a curated record. Gene Ontology annotation, molecular function: RNA binding; protein binding. Gene Ontology annotation, cellular component: nucleus. NCBI's taxonomy places the organism in Eukaryota, Fungi, Ascomycota, Pneumocystomycetes, Pneumocystales, Pneumocystaceae. The coding region runs from base 41 to 1858 and encodes 605 amino acids. Gene Ontology annotation, biological process: poly(A)+ mRNA export from nucleus. The transcript is spliced from 9 exons.
AAAGUCGUUCAUUUUUGAAAAUAAUAUAUACCUAAAGGAUAUGAGCGAACGUCGGAAAAGAGGUGGUCGUAUGUCUUGGCGAGGCCAGGGGCGUUUAACAGGGAAAAAUGUAGUGGAUCCAGUUGAAAGAGAUGGAGAUGUAGUUAUGACAGAUGAUACAAGUAAUUUGAAAGAAAGAUUUAAUCCUUAUAAGGCAUCGGGUCGUACAAAAAAAGCAUUUAAAGGGCAUUUUUAUGAUACACCAACAGAAAUUAUGAUUACAGGUUAUGAUGGGGGUACAGAAGAUGAUUUGAUUGGGUUUAUUUUUCGUAAAAGCCAUGUAUUAAUUACAAAUUUACAUUAUGAUGGAUCUAUACUCUAUGCAUCAGUAUCAUCGUGCGCGAAUGCUCGUGCUCUUCUUAAGCUUUCUGGAUCUAGAUUUGCAGGCAAAAAUCUUUUUAUAUCAAUACCUGAUACUCAAAAAGAUCAAGUGAUGUCUAUGGCUUCGUCUACAUCUUCAACCUCAAUUCCAAUAACUAAACAAUCUACGAUUAAUAUUUUAUUGGAAUUUCUUUCUAGCAAAUAUAUUCAUGAAACAAAAACACUGGAUUUAUCAUCUAUGCAUUCAAACCCUAUACUUGUUAAUGCUGGAAUGUUUUCUUCUGUGUUGGCUUCUAUCAAAACAUUUCCUGCUCUAAUGAAGAUAGCUAAACGUGAAUUUCCAAAUGUUAUAACUGUCAAUUUGUCGUCUAAUAAAAUAACUUCUCUUAUUAAUGUAUCUUCAUUAGCUCAAACAUAUCCUAAUCUUAAAAAUCUUAAUUUGGCAAAUAACCUGCUUAAAUAUUAUAAAGAUUUUGAUAUUUGGUCUCAUAAAGAUAAACUUCCAAAUUUACAGGAGCUCAUAUUAAUUGGAAAUGAAAUUCGGGAAAAUGAAAUUAAAAAAGGAAAUGAAAUUAUUUAUCGUUCUGAGAUUAUCAAACGAUUUCCAAAUUUGAAAUUGCUUGAUAUGGUUCCUGUGGCACAAACUAUUCAAUUUGAUAUUAAGGAUUCUUCAAUUAAUAAUUUCGGCAAAACUAUAUUACCUAAAAAGAUUUGUGGUAGUUUUUUUGAAUCUGAUCUUACUAAAAAUACAGUCAUGGCGUUCUUAGAAAAAUAUUUUUCCUUAUAUGAUAAUGAUAGGUUAAAUACUGUUUCAUUAUAUAAUCAAAACGCCUUAUUUUCUAUAUCAGUAAAUACAGUUGCACCAAGAAAAAGAGAGCCGGGUGUAUUUUCAUAUAGUUCUUCCCAAUUUUCGGAAUAUAUUUCUAUGAGCAGGAAUCUCAUGCGACUGUCAUCAUUAGAUGCAAGAGUUGCAAAGCUUAAUAUUGGUCAUGCAGAUAUUUCUCGAGCUUUUUCUGCAUUGCCAAAAACUCGUCAUAAUUUUUCCGAUUCAAAUCUAUAUUGUGUAGAUGCAUGGCCACUUAAGGGUGUUUUAUCAACAGAUUUAGACCCGAAUGGUUUAGUUGGCAUACAAAUUAUAUUACAUGGAAUUUUUUUUGAAUUAAAAGGUAAGCGAGAAACUAAAAAGUCGUAUGAUAGAACUUUUAUUAUUGGGCCUGAUAAUGGAAAUAUUACUAUUAGAAGUGAUAUGCUUAUUAUUCGACCUUAUGGGGGAAAUAAUAGCUUUUGUAUAAAUAAACAAGAUGAAACAUUGUCUUCAAAUAAUACUUAUGAAGAACAAAAGCAAUUUAUGUUGAACGAAAUUUCUAAAAAAACAGGGCUUAAUCAAAAAUUUUCUUUAAUGUGUUUGGAGCAAAAUCAAUGGAAUAUGGAACAAGCUAUGAAUAAUUUUAAUAUUUUGAAAGAAAAAGGUGUCAUUCCUUUAGAAGCAUUUAAAUAA